Messenger RNA from Trichoderma gamsii, 816 nucleotides. RefSeq names its product enoyl-CoA hydratase. The transcript has a single exon. The coding region runs from base 1 to 816 and encodes 271 amino acids. The record is from RefSeq and is a predicted model, not a curated record. Lineage: Eukaryota; Fungi; Ascomycota; Sordariomycetes; Hypocreales; Hypocreaceae.
AUGUCCUCGUCAGUAUUUGAAGUCACUAAAGUGACCCCUCAUUAUUGGCGGGCAGCAAUUAACCAACCGCCUUUCAAUCUGGCAGGGCCCGACUUCUUUAUAGGCCUGUGGAAUCUCCUACAAGAAGCUGAAGCUGAAUCAGGUCUUAAGAUUCUGGUUUUCGAGAGCGCAAUACCCGACUUCUUUAUCUCCCACUAUGACCUCCAACAGGCUUCAUCAAUUUCACCUGAUCUGCUGGCUAAAUGGCCAUUGAUGAUGCUAAAGCUCGCUACAAUCCCGGUAAUCACCGUUGCUGCGAUCCGCGGUAGGGCCAGAGGUAUUGGCUCAGAAUUUGUGUUAGCCUGCGAUAUCCGGUUUGGCAGCAAGGAGAAAACGAUACUAUCACAGGCCGAGGUCAGUUUUGGGCUCAUCCCUGGCGGUGGUGGCAUUGAAUUGCUCCCAAAGCACGUGUCGCGCAGUCGGAUGCUUGAGAUCAUCUGUGGCAGUGACGAAUUCGAUGCUACAACCGCCGCAGACUAUGGCUGGAUCAAUCGGGCUGUGCCAGACGCUGAUUUGGACGGCUUUGUCGAUCAGUUUGCGCACCGCGUCGCUGGGUGGCACAAACCAGCGCUGGCGUCAGCAAAGGAGCUCACCAACGAACGCUUCGGCCUUCCUAAGACAGAAGAUUUUAAUGCAUCCUACCAUGCUAUGGCGCAACUUUUAGCGGAUGCUGAGGUGCUGAAGCGGAUGCAGAUGUUGAUAGAAGGGGGUUUGAUAAAGAAUAGGGAUGUGGAGCUCGAUAUCGCGAGCUUUACAGCACAGUUCCCAAUGCAUUAA